Molecule: messenger RNA, 4873 nt
Organism: Gorilla gorilla gorilla (western lowland gorilla)
Lineage: Eukaryota; Metazoa; Chordata; Mammalia; Primates; Hominidae
Gene: PASK
Product: PAS domain containing serine/threonine kinase
Exons: 19
Coding region: 631-4602 (1323 amino acids)
Biological process (GO): negative regulation of glycogen biosynthetic process; protein phosphorylation; intracellular signal transduction
Cellular component (GO): nucleus; cytoplasm; cytosol
Molecular function (GO): ATP binding; protein serine/threonine kinase activity
Source: RefSeq, a predicted model, not a curated record
GGUCGGUGGGAUAAAAGCGCGGAGGCGCUCCUUUCCGUGGUGUGUAGCCGGCUUGGCGUGACCCUCGCCUGAUCCAGGUGAGAUACCUCCGCUCGGGAGAGCGGGCCGGGCUCCGCAAUCUCCCCAGGGCCGCUGUGGGGCCUGCGCGGCUCCGCGCCCCUGGCCCAGGAGGAUCCGCCGCCCGACUCUUAGACCAGCCCGACCCCGGGUCUCCCGCCCCUGCGCCCUUCGCCCUUCGCGCACCGCCGAGCCCGCGUCCUUUCCGUGCCCAGAUCGCGGCGGGGUUGCGGCCGUUGGCCCUGGGCCCCGCGCCCCCAGCGUCUUCGGGGUGCCCUUCAGUGUAGCCUGCCCGGCGGGCGCCGAGGCCCCGCGCCUCGGGUCGCCUCGGGACCCUGCGCUCUCUUCACCGCAGCCCGCCCUGCGGGGCGAGCUCCAGGAGAACCAGCCCGGAUCCCGCCAGCCUGCCGCUCUCGGCGUGUUGUGUCGCCAGGCUGGAGUGCAGUGGUGUCAUCUUGGCUCAUUACAACCUCCACCUCCCAGGUUCAAGCGAUUCUCCUGCCUCUGCCUCCAGAGUAGCUGGGACUACAGUUGUUAGAGGUGGAAGCUUGGCAGUUGGCCUCCCUUCUUCCCAUGGAGGACGGGGGCUUAACAGCCUUUGAAGAGGACCAGAGAUGCCUUUCCCAGAGCCUUCCCUUGCCAGUGUCAGCAGAGGGCCCAGCUGCACAGACCACUGCUGAGCCCAGCAGGUCGUUUUCCUCAGCCCACAGACACCUGAGCAGAAGGAAUGGGCUUUCCAGACUCUGCCAGAGCAGGACGGCGCUCUCUGAAGACAGAUGGAGCUCCUAUUGUCUAUCAUCACUGGCUGCCCAGAAUAUUUGUACAAGUAAACUGCACUGCCCUGCUGCCCCCGAGCACACGGACCCGUCCGAGCCCCGGGGCAGUGUGUCCUGCUGCUCCCUGCUGCAGGGACUGUCCUCAGGGUGGUCCUCACCUCUGCUUCCGGCCCCUGUGUGCAACCCUAACAAGGCCAUCUUCACGGUGGAUGCCAAGACCACAGAGAUCCUGGUUGCUAAUGACAAAGCUUGCAGGCUCCUGGGGUACAGCAGCCAGGACCUGAUUGGCCAGAAGCUCACGCAGUUCUUUCUGAGGUCAGAUUCUGAUGUGGUGGAGGCCCUCAGCGAGGAGCACAUGGAGGCCGACGGCCACGCUGCGGUGGUGUGCGGCACGGUGGUGGACAUCAUCAGCCGUAGUGGGGAGAAGAUUCCAGUGUCUGUGUGGAUGAAGAGGAUGCGGCAGGAGCACCGCCUAUGCUGCGUGGUGGUCCUGGAGCCCGUGGAGAGGGUCUCGACCUGGGUCGCUUUCCAGAGCGAUGGCACCGUCACGUCAUGCGACAGUCUCUUUGCUCAUCUUCACGGGUACGUGUCUGGGGAGGACGUGGCUGGGCAGCAUAUCACAGACCUGAUCCCUUCUGUGCAGCUCCCUCCUUCUGGCCAGCACAUCCCAAAGACUCUCAAGAUUCAGAGGUCUGUUGGAAGAGCCAGGGACGGUACCACCUUCCCUCUGAGCUUAAAGCUGAAAUCCCAACCCAGCAGCGAGGAGGCGACCACCGGUGAGGCAGCCCCUGUGAGGGGCUACCGGGCAUCUGUCUGGGUGUUCUGCACCAUUAGCGGCCUCAUCACCCUCCUGCCGGAUGGGACCAUCCACGGCAUCAACCACAGCUUCGCGCUGACACUGUUUGGUUACGGAAAGACGGAGCUCCUGGGCAAGAAUAUCACUUUCCUGAUUCCUGGUUUCUACAGCUACAUGGACCUUGCGUACAACAGCUCAUUACAGCUCCCAGACCUGGCCAGCUGCCUGGAUGUUGGCGAUGAGAGUGGGUGUGGGGAGAGAACCUUGGACCCGUGGCAGGGCCAGGACCCAGCUGAGGGGGCCCAGGAUCCAAGGAUUAAUGUCGUGCUUGCUGGUGGCCACGUCGUGCCCCGAGAUGAGACCCGGAAGCUGAUGGAAAGCCAAGACAUCUUCACUGGGACUCAGACUGAGCUGGGAGCUGGAGGCCAGUUCCUUUCCUGCCUCUCACCUCAGCCUGCUCCAGGGGUGGACAGUGUCCCAGAAGGAAGCCUGCCAGUGCACGGUGAACAGGCGCUGCCCGAGGACCAGCAAAUCACUGCCUUGGGGAGAGAGGAACCUGUGGCAAUAGAGAGCCCCGGACAGGAUCUUCUGGGAGAAAGCAGUUCUGAACGAGUGGAUGUGAAGCCAUUUGCUUCCUGCGAAGAUUCUGAAGCUCCAGUCCCAGCUGAGGAUGGGGGCAGUGACGCUGGCAUGUGUGGCCUGUGUCAGAAGGCCCAGCUAGAGCGGAUGGGAGUCAGUGGUCCCAGCAGUUCCGACCUUUGGGCUGGGGCUGCCGUGGCCGAGCCCCAGGCCAAGGGUCAGCUGGCGGGGGGCAGCCUCCUGAUGCACUGCCCUUGCUACGGGAGUGAAUGGGGCUUGCGGUGGCGAAGCCAGGAGUUGGUCCCCAGCCCCUCUGGGAUGGCAGGCCUCUCGUUUGGGACACCUACUCCAGAUGAGCCGUGGCUGGGAGUGGAAAACGACCGAGAAGAGCUGCAGACCUGCUUGAUUAAGGAGCAGCUGUCCCAGUUGAGCCUUGCGGGAGCCCUGGAUGUCCCCCACGCCGAACUCGUUCCGACAGAGUGCCCGGCUGUCACCGCUCCUGUGUCGUCCUGUGAUCUGGGAGGCAGAGACCUGUACGGUGGCUGCACGGGCAGCUCCUCAGCCUGCUAUGCCUUGGCCACGGACCUCCCUGGGGGCCUGGAAGCAGUGGAGGCCCAGGAGGUUGAUGUGAAUUCGUUUUCCUGGAACCUCAAGGAACUCUUUUUCAGUGACCAGACAGACCAAACGUCAUCAAAUUGUUCCUGUGCUACGUCUGAACUCAGAGAGGCACCCUCUUCCUUGGCAGCGGGCUCCGAUCCAGAUGUAGGCAGUCUCCAGGAACAGGGGUCGUGUGUCCUGGAUGACAGGGAGCUGUUACUACUGACCGGCACCUGUGUUGACCUUGGCCAAGGCCGACGGUUCCGGGAGAGCUGUGUGGGACAUGAUCCAACAGAACCGCUUGAGGUUUGUUUGGUGUCCUCUGAGCAUUAUGCAGCAAGCGACAGAGAAAGCCCAGGACGCGUUCCUUCCAUGUUGGAUGCUGGCCCUGAGGACACGUGCCCAUCAGCAGAGGAGCCAAGGCUGAACGUCCAGGUCACCUCCACGCCCGUGAUCGUGAUGCGCGGGGCUGCUGGCCUGCAGCGGGAGAUCCAGGAGGGUGCCUACUCCGGGAGCUGCUAUCAUCGAGACGGCUUACGGCUGAGUAUACAGUUUGAGGUGAGGCGGGUGGAGCUCCAGGGCCCCACACCUCUGUUCUGCUGCUGGCUGGUGAAAGACCUCCUCCACAGCCAACGCGACUCAGCCUCCAGGACCCGCCUGCUCCUUGCCAGCCUGCCCGGCUCCACCCACUCUACUGCUGCUGAGCUCACCGGACCCAGCCUGGUGGAAGUGCUCAGAGCCAGACCCUGGUUUGAGGAGCCCCACAAGGCUGUGGAACUGGAGGGGUUGGCGGCCUGUGAGGGCGAGUACUCCCAAAAGUACAGUACCCUGAGCCCGCUGGGCAGUGGGGCCUUCGGCUUCGUGUGGACUGCUGUGGACAAGGAAAAAAACAAGGAGGUGGUGGUGAAGUUUAUUAAGAAGGAGAAGGUCUUGGAGGAUUGUUGGAUUGAGGAUCCCAAACUUGGGAAAGUUACUUUAGAGAUCGCAAUUCUAUCCAGGGUGGAGCACGCCAAUAUCAUCAAGGUAUUGGAUGUAUUUGAAAACCAAGGGUUCUUCCAGCUCGUGAUGGAGAAGCACGGCUCCGGCCUAGAUCUCUUCGCUUUCAUCGACCGCCACCCCAGGCUGGAUGAGCCCCUGGCGAGCUACAUCUUCCGACAACUAGUGUCAGCAGUGGGAUACCUGCGCUUGAAGGACAUCAUCCACCGUGACAUCAAGGAUGAGAACAUCGUGAUCGCCGAGGACUUCACAAUCAAGCUCAUAGACUUUGGCUCGGCCGCCUACUUGGAAAGGGGAAAAUUAUUUUAUACUUUUUGUGGGACCAUCGAGUACUGUGCACCGGAAGUUCUCAUGGGGAAUCCCUACAGAGGGCCGGAGCUGGAGAUGUGGUCUCUGGGAGUCACUCUGUACACGCUGGUCUUUGAGGAGAACCCCUUCUGUGAGCUGGAGGAGACCGUGGAGGCUGCCAUACACCCGCCAUACCUGGUGUCCAAAGAACUCAUGAGCCUUGUGUCUGGGCUGCUGCAGCCAGUGCCUGAGAAGCGCACCACCUUGGAGAAGCUGGUGACAGACCCGUGGGUAACACAGCCUGUGAAUCUUGCUGACUAUACAUGGGAAGAGGUGUGUCCAGUAAACAAGCCAGAAAGCGGAGUUCUGUCCACUGCGAGCCUGGAGAUGGGGAACAGGAGCCUGAGUGAUGUGGCCCAGGCUCAGGAGCUUUGUGGGGGCCCCAUUCCAGGUGAGGCUCCUAAUGGCCAAGGCUGUUUGCAUCCCGGGGAUCCCCGUCUGCUGACCAGCUAAACACCAAUUUCUUCCUGCUUUUCUCCACUUGGUUUGGAAAAUCACACAGUUUUCAGGCUCCAUCUGUUUGGAGAAAAUACAUUCUGAAGCAUCCCCAAUUCACCUUCUAAAAACUCAUGUGCAGGUUUGAUAAACACCAGAACAGAAGACAGUGAUGCUGUAUUAUCUUAGGUUUAUUACAUAGAUUUGGAAUUCACUUUUUUCAUGACCUAGAAAAAAACAUUCCAGUGUUCAACUGUUUUAUAUUAUUAAAGGGCUUUUAAUUUGUGAA